This is a messenger RNA of Melopsittacus undulatus (budgerigar), 1546 nucleotides long. It is a transcript of the gene APOO, whose product is annotated as apolipoprotein O. The transcript has 9 exons. Bases 41 to 697 code for a protein of 218 amino acids. The record is from RefSeq and is a predicted model, not a curated record. Gene Ontology annotation, cellular component: MICOS complex. NCBI's taxonomy places the organism in Eukaryota, Metazoa, Chordata, Aves, Psittaciformes, Psittaculidae. Gene Ontology annotation, biological process: cristae formation.
CCGCGACGUGGCUGGUGGUUAACGCCCGCUCGGCGCCGCCAUGUUCAAGGUAGUUCGGCUCGGGGCUACCCCUGUUGGCCUGAGCUUGUUCUCUAUCCAGGUUUAUGCUGCUUCUUCAGAGAAAGAGACUUCCAAAAAGAAGUUGCUGAAAACUGAGGAGCUGUCACUCUACUCCUCUCCAGCUUGUGAGACUAAAUAUGUGGAGAAUCCACAAACCCAAUUGGAAGAGGGGGUUUCACAUUUACGACAUGUUAUGGAGCCAUAUACAGCCUGGUGUCAGGAUCUUUAUGCCCAAGCUAUGCCCAAAUUAGAAAAAGCUGUUGAGCAUGGUAGAGAAGGCUAUGAGUUUCUCCAAAACCCCCCUGCUGGAUUUUAUCCAAGGCUUGGUGUGAUAGGUUUUGCUGGAAUUAUUGGAUUGUUUCUUGCUAGAGGCUCAAAAAUAAAGAAGCUAGUGUAUCCCGCAGGUCUCAUGGGUAUUGGUACCUCCAUAUAUUACCCUCAGCAAGCGGUUGCUAUUGCAAAGGUUGCUGGUACACAGCUGUAUGACUGGAGUCUUCAGGGAUAUAUUGCUGUAGAAUCUCUUUGGAAGGAUAAUCCUAAGAAGAAGAAAUCUGGGGAAAAAAGUGGUAAGGGUGAUACAGAUGGUGACAAGCCCCUCGAAAUCCAUGCUUCAAAUGAAGAGCGAGCCAAGAAGUAGAACACCAGAUCACUUGGUAUCAAACAGGUGAACAAAAAAAAACUUACAGAGCAACCAUUUCCCAAGAAAAAGGAAAACCAUCUGAAUCUAUUUUGAUUUUGAAUGUGACUAAUCUGCCUUCUGCCUCCAGAAAGACUGACGAUGUGCUGCUUGGCCUUCUGGUAUGGAAACUGAAAGGACACUGUAUUUUGGGGCGAUCUUGAGACCUUGUCCUCAGUUCUGCAGUGGGACUCAUGUCUGCCCAUACUUGUCCCGUUGCAGGAUCAGCAUUGCAAGUAGCAAGUCUCGAAAUUCCCCAGCCUCUUGUUGUUAUUUAUAUAUAAAAUAUAAUUCAGUUGCACAAAAUGAUCCUUUGCUUUUUCCUCCUCCUGUUUUAAGUUCAUAUAAUUGACCUUUGCACUGUCUGUGGAAGGUUCUUGAGAUGCUGUUGACAAUGCCUGUAUUUUUUAACAGUGAGGAAAAGCUUAAAGUAGCAUGAUGUUUUGGCUGACAUUAGCUAAUAGAAUUAUGAAUGAGGACAAUUACAAUGACUCUUGUGUUUUGUCCAAGUCUCCCUCUCCUUUCUAUACAAAUCUUCUACCUCAUCUGUGCCAGCAGGAGGUAUAUAAUGAAGCAUCUGUGAUUUCCUGUCUAGUAGAUGGAUGGGAAUGCAGCUGUAAAUGGUUGUUCUUGUUUCUGCUUGAAGGCACAGCUCAGUGGGAACCAGAAUGUUAUGGUGGUGGGAACCAGCUAUAGAAUAACUUGGCUGUUUACUUAUUCCCAUCCAGGGAGGGGAGGAAAAAGUGAAGGGAAAUACAAAGGGAUUUCCAGCAUUUUAAAAUCAUUGCACAAUAAAAGCCUUUCAUCAUU